Messenger RNA from Amaranthus tricolor (Joseph's coat), 3225 nucleotides. Its product is annotated as phosphatidate phosphatase PAH1-like. Gene Ontology annotation, molecular function: phosphatidate phosphatase activity. The record is from RefSeq and is a predicted model, not a curated record. Lineage: Eukaryota; Viridiplantae; Streptophyta; Magnoliopsida; Caryophyllales; Amaranthaceae. Bases 333 to 3005 code for a protein of 890 amino acids. The transcript has 11 exons.
GUUCAUGUAAUGCUUCUUAUUCCAAUUCUUAUAGGAAAAGAAAUUGAAGGCUUAAGUUUGGUCUUACAUUUUUCUAGGACAACCUAGACAACUACCCUUCAAAGUUCAAACAUAGGAUUACAUCCAAAAAACAUUAAAUUCAAAUUCAAUCUUGUUGUUUUAAGGGACAACAUUUGAUCAGAAUAAUCUUUUUUCUUCCACAAUAUUCCCUUUUCUUUUAUCUCAUCUCUAAAAAGACAAAGACUUUAUAUAGAGAGUGUUAUAACUUAAGUUUCAUUCUUGAACUCAAUCUUCAUAUUUUUCAUCAUUCUGACUCUUACCCAAUUGAAAUCAUGAAUGUGGUGGGAAAAGUAGGAAGUUUGAUAACCCAAGGUGUAUACUCAGUUGCCACCCCUUUUCAUCCUUUUGGUGGGGCAGUUGACAUCAUUGUUGUUCAACAACAAGAUGGAAGCUUUAGAAGUACUCCUUGGUAUGUACAAUUUGGUAAGUUUCAAGGUGUUCUUAAGGGUGCUGAGAAAAUGGUUCAAAUCAAUGUAAAUGGUGUUGAAGCCAAUUUCCAUAUGCAUCUUGAUAAUUCCGGUGAAGCUUAUUUUGUAAGAGAAGCCGAUUUAAUCGAAAUUGGAGACCCAAAACAGGUGUUACAGGAUGAAAAGGAACCAACUUUAGAUCAUAGUUUUGGUGUAGAUAAUAGCCAGUGUAAUAUAAAUGAAAAUAAUGUCGAGAACUUUAGGUUGCAGAGUACUUUGUCUGACCCUGGGUUCUUUUCGGAAGAUUAUUCUUCGUUUGAUCGUUUAGAAAGGACAGACUCUGAUGCUUGUAGGUUUUAUGAUUUUCAAGAUGAUCAGUCUUUUGAUGAGUCUAUUGAGUUGUCAUCCGAGUAUGGAUCUAGUCGGUAUGAGAAUAUGGAGGGUGUAGAGAAUUUUGUGGAAGCACAAGGUUCGGAUUCUGAAAUGGUUUUAGUGAGUGUAGAUGGUCAUAUUUUAACGGCACCUAUCUCAUCAUCCGAGCAUAACACCGAAAUUGUGCAACUGGAUACACCUCAGUUUCAUUUAGGACCCGGUAAAGAUUCCACAUGGGAUUCUCAAUACCUUAAUGAUCUAGAGUUGCCCUCCAUUAAAUCGGAAUCUGUCGUUGCUAAUUCCCACGAGGGCAUUGCUCGUAUUGUUGAAAUUGAGGCACAUACACAUGAAGAUCGAGAAAGUGAUGGAAAUGGUAUCCGACUGUCAGAAGUUUGUCUAAAUGAGGAAACUGACAAUACGCCUGAGUUAGGAUCUUGUAAAGAGAACGGAAAAUCUACCCAUAAAAAAGUUAAUACUUGUGUAGAUUUUGAAGAUUAUAGUAAGAGUGAAUUUGAAGCUAUUGGAGAUGAGACAAUUUUACAUGAAGAUGGAGUCGAGGAAAUGCAUUUUCCCGAAGCAUUGGAUAAUGAGGAGUGUGAACACCAAGAAGAUGAUAAGAGUGUUAAGAACCAAGAGAGAGAUGUCUAUGGGCACAUUGAUAUUGAAGAAGUUAUUGAAAGCAAGGAGAGGGAUCGCACCGGUGAAGAAGCUAAUGAUUAUGGUUUCAUGCCCGCUAGUAAUGCUUUAGCAUGCAAGGAUGAGCCAUCCAGACUACAUUCACCCGUCAAGAGCGAUAUAUAUAGUGUAGGGACAAAUAUCUCUGACACCAUAUCAGAUGAAAGUGAAGAUCGUAGACAGCACGCCAGCAGUUCAUCUGAUCAAAUUCAAUCGAAUCUCAAACCAACACUGGAGAUCUCUCUUUGUAGCCACUUACUCCGUCCUGGAAUGGGAUUAGCGGCUGCUGAUGAAGCCUUCAAUGCUCAUCGUUUAUCCGAGGAAGAGUUUAGGAGUACAGCAUCAUCAUUGAUUAAAAAUGAAAACCUGAUUAUUAGAUACAACGGGAAAUACUUACAGGGGAAGCAAGCUGCUCCCAUUGUCUUGGGACUGGCUGCAUUUGGCGUGAAUCUUCCAAUCGAGUCCAAAGAUGCCAUAGCAGUCGAACAGGAAGUUGCAUCAAAUCUUGGGCUUCACGAUUCUGGAAGUGCUUCUGGGCGCAGAUGGAGACUCUGGCCGAUUCCUUUUAGAAGGGUGAAGACUCUUCCACGAUCAACGAGUAACACCUCAGAGUUAGAGGACGUGUUCGUUGACUCUGAAUCAUUUUCACGAAGUCCAUCCUUUAACAUAACUCCUAUGUCAGAGUGUGAUACUCCGUUAUCGGCUACUGGUUCAAAGUCCGCUAACAAGAAGAUAGUCAGGACUAACAUCCCCACUAAUGAGCAGAUAUCGUCUUUGAAUCUGAAAGAAGGCCAAAACGAUGUGACUUUCAGUUUCAGUACUAGGGUCCUUGGAUUACAACAGGUUGAGGCACAUAUAUAUCUUUGGAAGUGGAAUGCGCGAAUUGUUAUUUCUGAUGUGGAUGGGACAAUUACUAGAUCGGAUGUUCUUGGUCAAUUUAUGCCGUUGGUUGGGAAGGACUGGUCACAAUCCGGUGUGGCUCGCUUGUUUUCUGCCAUCAAGGAGAACGGAUAUCAGCUACUCUUUUUAAGCGCACGCGCAAUUGUCCAGGCUUACUUGACGAAAAGCUUUUUGUUUAACCUAAAGCAGGAUGGGAAAACACUGCCAAAUGGACCGGUCGUUAUUUCACCUAAUGGAUUGUUUCCCUCGUUAUAUCGUGAAGUAAUCAGAAGAGCUCCUCAUGAAUUCAAGAUUGCAUGCUUGGAGGAUAUCAAGGCUCUAUUUCCUCCCGAUUACAAUCCAUUUUACGCAGGAUUUGGGAACCGAGACACAGAUGAGCUUACGUAUAGAAAGAUUGGUAUCCCAAAGGGAAAAGUUUUCAUAAUCAAUCCAAAGGGUGAAGUAGCUAUUAACCAUCGGAUUGAUGUGAAGUCGUAUACUUCAUUGCAUACACUAGUCAAUGAUAUGUUUCCUCCUACAUUGAUGGUCGAGCAGGAGGAUUAUAACGCAUGGAAUUUUUGGAAGGUGCCAUUGCCGGAUAUCAAUGCUUAGCUUGUGAAAACGGCUAAUCAAACACGAAGAAUCAAAACAAUUCGUAAGGGGGGACGGGAAUUGUUUCGUUCUGGGUUGUUCGAAAAUAUUGCAGGCGCCAAGGCGAAGGCGUUGACUACUAAAUUGUGUAUAUGUGAGUUAGAUAGUGAUUUUACAUGAAGGGUAUUCACUCUUGAUUAGUAUUAGUAAUAAGAUAUAGUUAUUAAUUGUUAAUCUAAAA